AUGCACUUCAAAAGCUCAGUCGCCUUCACGUUGGCCGUUGUGUCCGGACUGGUGUCUCUUGGGGUUGCCAAGCCCUUGAAUGCCCACGUCUCUGUGGAGAUUGACGAUAUGUCAGAGGAUGUUUUGGGAUCUCAUAGCUCAUUGGAGAAAUUCCAAAAGCAGGCCGAUGCCAUGUCUGUCGAUGACCCUGUGUACACCUACGGCGUGCAACUCUUCCCCAAUCCAGGAUACUCCGGCCGCCAAGAAGUAUUCAUCGCCUAUCCAGGGCGAUGCCUUCCACUUCCCAACUUUCCUAAUUUCAAAUUCGCAUCUGCGUUGUUGGCACCCGGUAUAUCUCGUUGUGAAUUUUACGAUUUUCCUGGCUGUACAAGGCGCGCGGUCCUGAUGAUUGGGAAGGACGCUGGAUUUGUGGAUACCAGUAGGGUGCAAUUGGGAAGCAUGAAGUGCUCCUGAGUUAGAGGCCUGGGCAACUGGAUUAAUUUUGUUGAACGAGAGAUUUGAUAGUUUCAGUGUUGCGAUAACGAGUCAAAU
This is a messenger RNA of Cadophora gregata, 531 nucleotides long. RefSeq lists its product as uncharacterized. The coding region runs from base 1 to 453 and encodes 150 amino acids. The record is from RefSeq and is a predicted model, not a curated record. Lineage: Eukaryota; Fungi; Ascomycota; Leotiomycetes; Helotiales; Ploettnerulaceae. The transcript is spliced from 3 exons.